AUGUCAGAGGCGGCGCAGGCCGCUGCUUCCGAUCCGCCCACCUCCAUCGCCUCUCCCACCUCGCUUCCUGUCGCCGCCCCGUCACCCCUUCACCCCGCCGUGCCGCGAUCUGUUGUCUCCGCAUCCUCCGAUCCCCCCAUUUCCCGAUUCCCCCCAUCUCCCCAUACCGCCAUCUCCCCAUCUCCCCAUCUCCCCAUCCCCCCAUCCCCCCAUCCCCCGAUUCCCCCAUCCGCCAUCCUUCAUUGCGUGCGCCAUCAGGUCGGAGGCGAUUCGCCCCGCCAUCUCCCGAUCCCUCGUCCCCGCAACCUCCCAUCAACCCAUCCCCGGAUCCCCCAACCCUCCCCGCCAACCCCUCAUCGCGUGCGCCAUCAGGUCGGAGGCGAUCCGCCCCGCGCGGCGAUUCUCCAAGGCGCCCGACUUCUGGCUGCUCUCGCCGCUCCUCUACGCGCCGCUGCUACCCCUCAGUACCGAUCUCCAUCCCUCAGUGCCUCCCACUCGGAUCUAUUCCCGUCCUUCCCUCCCACUCCUGCUCGACGCACCAUUGCUGAUGCUGCUUAG
This is a messenger RNA of Closterium sp. Naga37s-1, 558 nucleotides long. The record is from the annotation of a GenBank genome assembly. Lineage: Eukaryota; Viridiplantae; Streptophyta; Zygnematophyceae; Desmidiales; Closteriaceae.